GAUGUGGAUGAUGAGGAACCUCGUGCUGAAGACGAUAACUUAUUUGUUCCAGAAGGCGAACAAGUUGAAAAAGAUAUAAAAGUCGAGGAAACCUGGAUAAAAUCUGAUCGGGAUUACACGUAUCAGGAACUUUUGGGACGAGUAUUUCGAAUUCUUCGGCAAAAUAACCCUGAACUUGCGGGUGAUAAGAAAAGAUAUACAAUUGUUCCACCAUCAGUUCAUCGAGAAGGAAACAAAAAAACGAUUUUUGCGAAUGUUUCGGAUAUUUGCAAGAGGAUGCAUAGACAACCAGAGCAUGUUAUUCAAUUCUUAUUUGCCGAAUUGGGUACAAGUGGUUCGAUUGAUGGUUCACAAAGAUUAGUUAUUAGAGGUCGUUUUGUACAAAAACAGAUAGAGAACGUCUUGCGUCGGUAUAUAGUUGAAUAUGUUACAUGCAAAACUUGCAAGUCACCAGACACGAUCCUGACCAAAGAAAAUCGUAUAUUUUUCCAACAAUGUGAAAGUUGCGGAUCCACAAGAUCAGUAUCUGCAAUAAAGACUGGUUUCAAGGCGCAAACUGAGAAGAGAGCGGCUCAAAGAAGAGCAGCUGCGCAAUAG
Molecule: messenger RNA, 597 nt
Organism: Scutellospora calospora
Lineage: Eukaryota; Fungi; Glomeromycota; Glomeromycetes; Diversisporales; Gigasporaceae
Source: the annotation of a GenBank genome assembly